Molecule: messenger RNA, 1181 nt
Organism: Brassica napus (rape)
Lineage: Eukaryota; Viridiplantae; Streptophyta; Magnoliopsida; Brassicales; Brassicaceae
Exons: 6
Coding region: 552-998 (148 amino acids)
Cellular component (GO): mitochondrial membrane
Source: RefSeq, a predicted model, not a curated record
UCUCCACCGAUUCCGUCCCGAUAAAACGGUAAAAUUUCUGCUCAAUUUUAAUAUCUACCCGUUCUUCCUUGAAAGAUCUGAUUUCACCAACUGUGUUUGAUUUCUGAUCUGCUCUGAAACACCCGCCCCUUCCCCAUUUCCAACCGGGGUUCCGGGGCGCGGGGUUUAUGACACACAUGUCUACUUUCCCGACAUCUCUGUGUAUCCCGUUUCUGGUCCCAUGAGUUUAAGAAAAUCCAUUAGAGAAGAAAAGGAAACCGGGUUUUAUUGAUGGGUCAAUGAACGAAUCGAAGAUUGCGUUUUAGACUGUAAACGGGGGAUCGGAUAUGUGGAAUAACCGGUCGAGUCCGGUUUUGACAACACUGUCCGGUUCAUAAACUUCUCCAGCCGCCUUGAUCUCUCUGUUUUGCGAUCGUGACUCUCAGGUCUUCUGAGGCUGUAUGUAAUAGCCUCGAUCUCUAAUUCAUAUUCUCCUGUCGAACUCUCUUCUUCUUCUCUCUCUCUCGAGUCGCCAGGCCGUCCAAAGUCGUUUUCUUUGAGGCUAUACAAAGAUGACAACAAUUGAAACAGGUCCAAAAAUUACUCAAAAGCCAUCUCCUCCUUCUACUCUCAAGCAGCCAUCGUUUAAAAGGUGGGGAAGGAGACACCCUUUUGUACGAUACGGACUUCCCAUGAUCUCUCUCACUGUUUUUGGAGCCCUUGGACUCAGCCAACUCCUCCAAGGCAGUAAGGACAUCGCAAAGGUGAAAGACGACCAGGAAUGGGAGAUUAUUGAGACCAGAAAGGCUCUUUCUAGAACAGGGCCUGUCGAUGCUUACAAACCUAAAAACACUUCCAUCGAAGACGAGCUCAAGGCUAUGCAAGGGAAGGUGGACAUAAACUCGUACGAGUACAAGAAAAUUCCAAAGCUAAACGAAGGCAAGUCCAGGUAUUGUAUAAGCUCGUGCUACUUCAUAAUGAAUAUAUCAAAGAAGACUAAUUUUUUUUAUAGUAUUUGACAUGUUGAGUGCAUUUCUAACACCAUGAUACGAUAUGAUAUGUUAUGUCAUGAACCAUGAUAACAUAUUAUUUGUGUUAGUAAUGUAAUUUUUCUAAACCAAGAUGUAAAGGGAUCGUCUUAACUCUUAAACCUCAAACUGUCCCGUCUUCAAUCUUAUAGCCAUUUCUUCUUCUUAAAAGUA